AUGAAUAUUGAACUUCAACUAGCUUUGGCAUCGUCUCAUCGCAAUUGGACCUCUAAAGAAAUCCAAGACACGUUCUUCAAAUGCACGAAGUGGCAGUUUGAAGCAACCAUGGAUCCAGUCAAUUGUCCUUUUCAUUAUUUUUGUGAAAGCACCUAUCCGGGAGAUUAUUCUUCAAUUGUUGAUUUCGCAACACUUGUUAUAACGAUGAUUUCUUAUCUUGGGGCGUUGUUGGUUACAACAAUGGGCAUAUAUCGGGCAUCUCAAGAAAGUGUUUUUCGAUAUUUAAUCCCUUCUGGUCCUUUAUUCCUCCCGAUAAACCUCCUCGUGCUCGCCAAUGGCCAGAGGAUUAACACGACAUUCCCACUUUACAUUGUCGGCCCUUUUAUACUUCUGUUAAUUCAAAUAUCUUCUCUCGUGUUUGAUAGCGAGGACAAAGAGAAUGUAGUCAAGUAUGUUUUCUUCAAAGUCUCAACUAUAUCCGGGAUUUUGCAUGUUGGUUUGCACUUGGACACAAUUACAUUACCUUAUUAUACGGGUUUGGAUGCAUUGGUUUCCUCCACUUUUUCGGGCGAGUGUCCAUCUUGUGUUUGUAGGAAAGAAGAGUUGAUUGUUGGUGGGAAAGUGAUCUCUUAUAGAGGAUUAUCGGUUACUAUGUUUGUUCUUGUUGCAUGUCUUUGUUUAAAGAUCUUAUACAAAAUGUCUAAUCAAAGUCACAAGAAUGUAGCUAUUAUGAAGCUUUUGUUGGAGAAAUUAGUUUGGUUAUGUAUUAGUGUGGAUUGUGUUAGUGUCAUUAAGCAAUUUUCUCUUGAAAGGUCUUUUUUACAUGUUGCAACAUCUACAUGUCUUUCUUUGUUGAUUUGCCUCCAUUUUGUGCAAAAUAUAUGUAAGUUUCUUAUUCAAUGGUUUCAUUGUUUUUAA
Messenger RNA from Impatiens glandulifera, 918 nucleotides. RefSeq lists its product as uncharacterized. The record is from RefSeq and is a predicted model, not a curated record. The coding region runs from base 1 to 918 and encodes 305 amino acids. The transcript has a single exon. NCBI's taxonomy places the organism in Eukaryota, Viridiplantae, Streptophyta, Magnoliopsida, Ericales, Balsaminaceae.